Messenger RNA from Trichosporon asahii var. asahii CBS 2479, 1314 nucleotides. RefSeq lists its product as uncharacterized. The transcript has a single exon. NCBI's taxonomy places the organism in Eukaryota, Fungi, Basidiomycota, Tremellomycetes, Trichosporonales, Trichosporonaceae. The record is from RefSeq and is a predicted model, not a curated record. The coding region runs from base 1 to 1314 and encodes 437 amino acids. Gene Ontology annotation, molecular function: acyl-CoA dehydrogenase activity; flavin adenine dinucleotide binding.
AUGAGGACUUCUGCUCUCCGCGCCCUCCGCUCCGCCCGCACCGCCGCGCCCACCCGCGCGUUCUCGACCUCGCGCGUCGCCCGCAUCGAGGGCAUCGAGGUCAUGGACAUGAACCUCUUGACCGACUCGCAGAAGGAUGUUCGCGAGGGAGUCUCGGGCGUCGUCUCCCAGUUCGACAACAAGUACUGGCGCGAGCACGACCUGUCGAAGGAGUUCCCGUUCGAGUUCCACCAGGCAAUCGCCGACGGCGGCUGGAUUGGUAUUGCCCAGCCUGAGAAGUUUGGUGGUUCCGGCCUGGGUAUCUCCGAGGCGUCGAUCAUGAUGCAGACGAUCACCGAGUCCGGCGCCGGAUUCCCCGGAGCCCAGGCGACGCACGGCAACAUCUACGCGACGCAGCCGCUCGCCAUCUUCGGCACGGACGCGCAGCGCGCGGACCUGAUCCCCAAGAUCAUCUCCGGCGAGUACCGCGUGUGCUUCGGUGUGACGGAGCCGAACACGGGUCUCAACACGCUCGACCUCAAGACGACGGCGACGCGCAAUGACGACGGAACGUGGAACAUCAAGGGCCAGAAGACUUGGAUCACUGCCGCCCAGCACGCCAAGGUCAUGAUCCUGCUUGCGCGCACGACGCCCGUCGACGAGGUCAAGACCAAGGCUGAGGGACUCACGCUCUUCGCCAUUCCGCUCGACAAGUCUGCUCCGGGCCUCGACAUGAACCCGAUCCACAAGAUGGGCGGUAACGCCGUGGACUCGAACGAGAUCUGGUUCGACAACUACACCGUGCCCGCGGACUGCGUCAUCGGCGGCGACGAGAACAUCGGCAAGGGCUUCCGCAUGAUCCUGCACGGCAUGAACGCCGAGCGGUGUCUGAUCGCCGCCGAGGCGCUCGGUAUCGGAUUUGCGGCCCUGCGCCGUGCUGCCGAGUACGCCAGUGAGCGCGAGGUCUUCGGCCGCAAGAUCGGCAUGAACCAGGGUAUCGCCCACCCCCUCGCCGAGUGCCAGAUGCACCUCGCUGCCGCCGCCGCGCAAACCUACCACGCCGCCCGCAUGUACGACCGCUCCCAGAAGGACAAGAGCAUCACGCCCAUUCAGGUCGGUAUUGCCGCCAACUCGGCCAAGUUCCUCGCCGCCGACGCCGCCUUCAACGCCGCCACCCGCGCCAUCCUUACGCAUGGAGGCAUGGGCUUCGCGCACGAGUACGACGUCGAGCGCUGGCUCCGCGAGUCGUUCGUGCCCCGCAUCGCGCCCAUCUCGCGUGAGAUGAUCAUGAACAUGGUCGCGGAGCGCGUCCUCCACCUCCCCAAGUCGUACUAA